GAGGAGGAUAGGCUGCAAAAUCAUAAAACAGCUGGACGGGACGCAGUGAACGGAUGCACGACAUCUGUCCAGCAUCUCAUCAGCAUCAGAGGAUUCCUCUCUUCUGUUCAUCAGCCUCUGGAGGCUUCCUGAGAAACCUUGUAUUCGACUCCAUAUCACUUACAAACACACACGAUGCCCGAGAAGACCAAAUAUAACCUGGUGGACGACAGUGAUGACAGCUUUCAGUGCGGCAUCGCGUUCCAGGUGAAGUUUAUUGGCACUUUGGACAUUGUGCGUCCCCAAAGCAGGCUGGACAUCCUGGCAGCCAUGAGAAGGGUCCGGUAUGAGUUUAAAGUGAAGAACGUCAAGAAGAUGAAAGUCAGCCUUGUUGUAGCUGUGGAUGGUGUCCGAGUGGUGUUGCAUAAGAAAAAAAAGAAAAAUGCAUACAGCUGGGAUGAAAGUCAUGUAACAUUGGCACAGGAUCCCAUUUACAGAAUAUUCUAUGUGUCCCACGACUCCCAAGACCUUAAAAUCUUCAGUUAUAUUGCAAAAGAUAAGAAGAGCAACGUGUUCCGCUGCAACGUGUUUAAAUCCAAGCGAAAGAGUCAAGCUAUGAGAAUUGUGCAGACAGUCGGCCAGGCGUUUGAGGUUUGCCAUAAACAGAGUCUGGAUACCGUGGAUGAAUGGUUGUUGAAGUGCGAGGAGGAGAGAGGAGAGGAGGAGGACACUCCAGAUGCUGAUACCAACACGGAGGAGACGGUGCAGAAGACAGAUGUAAAGGUCUCUGAAGAUGUGGUGGAAAUAGAGCCUUCAGGAGUGCUGUCACCGGUCCCAGAGCGGCUGUCACUGAGCCACCGGGUCCAGCUCCUGAAGAAACAGCUUAAACAGCAGGAACAGAAGAGCCAGGCUGCCUCAGCACAGGCUGCUCUGCUCCAGCAGCAGCUGUGUUUGGAGGCUCGGGCGAGGACGGAGGCUCAGGUUCGAGCUCACCAGCUCCUGCAGCAGAACGGCGAGCUCCUACAGCAUCUUUCCAUGCUGAUUAAACACAUCCAGGAGCUGGAGCUCCGCACUCACUCGUCCUCCUCCAUCAUGGGGUCUCAGGAUAGCCUGUUGGAGAUCGCUCUAAGAGACAACGUUCCUCGUUUCUCACCCUCAAAGAAGCCUAACGUAGUGCGCCUGGAUCCUUUUGGCUUCUUUCCAGAGCCUUCGGACAGUGAAAAGAAGCCAGAGCAGGACCGGGAUUCAGGCCAGGGUCCAGAUGAAGAGCAAAGUGAGAGUUCUCCUACCGAGGCCCACUUCUUCUGCACAUUGGAGCUCCCUGGGUUCAGAGAAUCGGGGAUCGCAUCUGGAUAUGACUCCAAUACGGACGAGAGCGAUGAUAGGGAGAGCUGGGGCCAAUGAGCGAUUCAGGAUUGAUGCUCCUUAGGCAAUGUUGGAGAUGUUUGAGAGUUACGAGACUAUGGAUUCAAUUCUGUUGAAAUGGUGAUAUGUAGUGAUCCGGCCAGUGACUAAAAAGCAUACAGUAAUUAAGAGAUCUGAACUCUGUAAAGUGUUUUGGAGGGAAACCUCUCUACAUUUUGAAUGAAAGUGAUGAAAUUAUGAGUGUACACAGUACCUGAUGUUUAUUUUCCAUUUUUCCAUUUUAAAUAAGCAAACUCCCUUUAAUUGGUGUAAGAAAUGUAACGCAAGCUUUCAGAACUCAGUUCGGUUUAUUUACUUAUUUAUUUCCACAUUCAUUAGCAAAAUUGCUUGUAUGCUUGAGGGUACACGUUUUUCCCUGUCAACUUGAAUUCAGCUUUAUAUAAUUGUGCGUAGGAAAUUUCGACCUUACAGAACAAAAAUGCUUUCAGGUGAUUUUUUUAAUUCAUUUAUUAUUUUUUUUUUUUUGCAAUUUGCAGUUCUGUGUGAUAUUAGCAAUCUAGCAAGACUGAAAAAACAUGUACUGUACAUGCUAUGCUGUGUCCUUUACUGUAUAUCAAUACCUGAGAGAGGAAUGAUCAAGAUGAUGAGACAUGGUCAGAAGAGGAUAAGGACAGAGGCAAGAAGAAAUGAUGAUGUUCUUUUAUAACUCUUCAAACAAGCCCCGCUUGCUCAAUUGCUAUCGUCACUGUGCUCGUAAGGCAUCAUCACUGUGUGACGGAAAACAAAACAAGGAGACAAUGGAUAAUAGUCCUGUGAUCAUUUUAAAGCUUUUGGUGUGACCCUACUGUUACUGUGAUGCUAAUAUGCUGAGCUUCCAUGAUGUCUACAGUGGACCUGUACCUACACUACUACUUGUGCUGUGUGAAUUUUGUUCUGCUUGACUGUAAACAUGCCCUUACACAUCUGGAAUUUCUGCAUCUGUAUAGUAUAGAAAUGGCAGUGGUCCAUUUUGGCCAAAAACCGCAAAGCGUUAUUGUCACGUCUACAGGAUCCGCAAACAACACGAUAAAACCUGAACCCUGUAAAAAAAAAAAAAAAAAAAAAAAAAAAGCUGCUUUAAGACACUGUAAAAUGUUUCAGAUCACAGAUUUCCUUUCUUUUUGGUUUGAGCUCAUAAUGUACAAGCAUUUAUAGCGGUGUCCGACAACGUGUACACGGUUUUGGUUGUAUCAGGUAACACCAUAUGAGUGGCUUAAAAAGAAUGCGAAACUGCACGUCUAAAUCAUAACACACUAACCUUCAUCAUGGCUCACAAAUUUCAUGAACUCUGUCAAUUAAAGGUCCCAGCUGAAAUAUUUAAAAGCAUUUCUAAAACUAAUAAUAGAAUUUUAUAAAUACCAACAAAAAAAAACAACCUGAGAGUUGCAGUAUUGCUAGCUAAUAAAUCUAGCUAGUUUCUUUAUUUUGUUUGUGUUUACAUGGAAAUGAGCUCCGCCUUGAGAUAAAGCUAAUCGCUUUAUUCGCUUUGCAACUCUUCUUUAAAAGGCAACUCGAACAGAAACUGUCCGUUUUGGGAAGUAGAUUUCUGCUUUGUCUGUGUGUUUAUUGCAGAUGUAGUUCACAUUGCUGCCAGCAGGACAGCUGUAAAAAAAGAAAAAAGUCACAAACAGCUGAUUUAAAAACACUUCAGCUGAAGCAUUUUGCUCUAUCUGUAAGCUUGUGGCAAAUCCGGUGUUGCAUGUGUGCAAAUUUUUCAUCUACAUCUUCUGUCACGACGUCUUCACGAGUAGCGUUAUUAACCCUCAUGCUGUCAUGUUUAGCUACGGCUCUGUUUGAUGUUGUGUCAAAGAGAGAACGAGAAUUUACUGUUCCUAAACAGUAACAAGACUAGUGUGUAGCGAAAUGAUUCAUUGCGACAGGUCUAAA
Molecule: messenger RNA, 3270 nt
Organism: Tachysurus vachellii
Lineage: Eukaryota; Metazoa; Chordata; Actinopteri; Siluriformes; Bagridae
Gene: nos1apb
Product: nitric oxide synthase 1 (neuronal) adaptor protein b
Exons: 11
Coding region: 175-1383 (402 amino acids)
Molecular function (GO): nitric-oxide synthase binding
Source: RefSeq, a predicted model, not a curated record